Molecule: messenger RNA, 5242 nt
Organism: Mercenaria mercenaria
Lineage: Eukaryota; Metazoa; Mollusca; Bivalvia; Venerida; Veneridae
Product: solute carrier family 15 member 4-like
Exons: 8
Coding region: 138-2291 (717 amino acids)
Biological process (GO): transmembrane transport
Cellular component (GO): membrane
Molecular function (GO): transmembrane transporter activity
Source: RefSeq, a predicted model, not a curated record
UUUGUAUCACAUGACAGAAAAAUAUGGCGGACGAGACAAAUAAGUUCAAAAGCGAAAGUAGAAAUCGUUUUUUACGGUUAUUGUAGUUAUCAAAGAUAUCCAAUAUUUAUUAAGUAAAUUGAGAGAAAGGCGACGAGAUGGUUGACGAAAGAAAACGUUUGAUACCUCCCCGGUUGGAUGACACAGAUGACGAACCGCCUUGCAGCUGUUGUGGAGCACACAGAUUCAACAAUAAAUUUCUUGCCAAGGCAACAGUUCUUGCAACUGUCGCAUUUGAAAGACUUGCAUUCUACAGCAUAUCAGGGAACCUGAUUUUGUUCUUAAAUGGAACACAGUACAAUUGGUCAUCUAUAUAUGCACUGGAUGCAUCUUUCUUUUUCCUUGGAAUUGCAUGUAUUUUCUAUUUCUUGGGUGGAAUUAUUGCUGACAUUAGGUUUGGCAGAUUCCGAAUUAUAGUGACAGCAUUCAUUAUAUACUUACUUGGAUAUACACUUUUCCCAGUACUUUCAAAUGUAGACGUUGAAGACAAAUUAAUGACAAACUCAUCAUUCCUGAAUUGUCAUGGCAAUGAUUCAAAUUCAAGAGGAACAGGAUGUUCAGCUGUAUUUUUUAUUGCAUUAGCUGUAGUCGGAGCUGGAACAGGGAUGCUUCGAGCAAAUAUUGCUCCAUUUGGGGCUGAUCAACUGAGGGGCGAAGGAAGUGAAAGUUCAGUGGUAUUUUUCAACUGGUAUUAUUGGUCUAUAAAUGUUGGAACAUUGAUUGCUCUGGGAGGCAUUGCUUAUUUACAACAGGGAGUUCAAACUGAUGGUUUCUUUUAUGGAUAUCUGAUAGCAAUGUGUUGUCUUGGUGCUGGAAUGCUUAUCUUCUUGUCAGGUAAAUGUACCUAUGUAUAUCGAAAACCUGUUGGUAGUAUCUUCACAAACAUUUUAAAAAUUAUCAGAGAAGCAUGGAGAAUGAAGAAGAGGAAAAAAGCCCAGCAGUAUGAACACAGGCUUGAAUUUCAAAGGGGUCAGGCAGAUCUGGUACCAACCCUUCAACCAGCAAGUUUCCUUGACCAUGCCAAGUUCAGGUUUGGCGGUACUUACCAUGAUAAUGAUGUUGAUGAUGUCAAGCAGCUUGGUAAAAUCCUCGUUGUGUUUGCUGCAUUAUUACCAUACUGGAUGGUUUACUAUCAGAUGGAGACAACGUUUUUGGUUCAAGGUUUACACAUGAAGUUAUACACAGGGACUGGUUAUAAUACAACCCAGUCAUGCACUACAAGACCAGAUGGUAUUUGGAAUGAAACACCAACAAAAGAAGCCAGCAACAGGUUCAGUAUAGCUGUGGCAUGGCUGACAUUAUUUGAUGUCGUCUUGCUGAUAUUCCUGAUCCCAGUGCUGGACCGUAUUAUAUACCCUUGGAUACGACAGAAAGGCUGGAACUUCACGAUGGUGAUGAGGAUAAUGAUUGGCUUUGCAUAUGCUCUUGUGGCCAUUUGUGUUGCUGGCUUGGUUGAACAUUUUAGAUUAAAGACUUACUGGGAGAGUUACAGACCUAACAUAACAAACAACACAUGUUGUUAUUCCAUGGUUCCACAACAAAUACAGAAGGGUGCGAUCUACUAUGCAGCAGAUAUGAGUAUAUUUUGGCAAAUACCACAGUAUACCCUCAUAGGAUUCAGUGAAAUCUUUACCAGUAUAGCAGGCUUAGAGUUUGCAAGCAUGGUUGCUCCUAGAUCUAUGAAAAGCAGUGUGAUGGGACUUUUCUAUGUGUUUUCGGGCCUCGGAAGUUUUCUUGGGUUUGCAGUGGUACAUUUAUUUGAAGGGAAGUGGUUUUUUGAAGGUGACCAUGGAAACAUAAACUGUAAGAAAGGAUGUUACGGUUCACCCGGAACGUGUCAUCUGGACUAUUAUUUCUACUUCCUGUGUGGGAUACAGCUUUUGGGAAUACCAUUCUUUUAUUUUGUUGUGAAAAAGUUAAAUAUAGAAACAAUACCAAAGGAUAACAGAAAUGCAGAUAACCGUUUUAAUAAUACACACAGAAAUCGGCGACAGCCAAGGAGACGUAGCGGUGCAAUGGGAACUGGAAACUUUGAACACACGUCUAUAUCAGACAGACCGACCACACCAAAGGCAGUGUCUGUGGUUUCAGACACAGAAUCUGGAACUUCGGAGUCAGGAUCAAGUAACUUAGGUUAUGGUGCUACAGGACAAAACCAAAAACAUUUGAAUAAUGUUGCUCACAAUCCGCCAGUAGAAAGAACAAUUUACAGAGAUAGAACUGGUCGUAUUGGAGGCCCUGUUACUGAUUAAAUGCAUGUUGUUGUUGCAGUAUUUAAGGCCAAGGAUAACUGAUUAGUAACUCCUUUUUCCAGUUAGAUAAUAUUGUGAGAUGAUAUAGUGAGGUAAUGUGAAAGGCAGAUAAUGUAGUGAUAAAGUGCUUUAAAACUUUCUUUCAGAUAAGUACCAUUUCUUGCAACAUAAGUAAUUAAAUAGCAUAUUACUUUAAAUGAGGAGAUGAAAAACAGUUUCCAAGAUUUUUGUGUUUUUAUUUUCAAAAUAUACAUCUUUAUAUAAAUUUUACAGCUAGAAAAAUUACUACUGAUUUUCGUUUAGCCUUUCACAAAUGCAUUUUUUUAGAUAUGAGAGAGAGAGAGAGGUUAGAAUCUUUAUAUAUAUAAAAUCGAUCAGUUGUUUUAUACUGUAGAUGAUGAUAAAAAUGUUUUUAUUAAAGUAUUAUUGUCAACCCUGGACAAAGUGUUUCAGAGAUAGGACACAGUGUCCGAAAGAUAGGAUUUCAGAAUACAGAUUAGAAUUACUAACUUUCUUUAAGAUAAGAGUCAUGUGUAUUGUGCUUUUCACCUGGUAACCUAAAGAACCAAGGUAAGCUUUAGGGGCAGGAGCAGCUUAUGUAUCUUGCACUAUCCUACAAGUAAGGUAGUUCUGCACAUUUGAUAAGCCUGAAGUAAUAACAUAGAAUAAAGCCUAGACAAUAUAAAAGUGAUGUAUACAUGAAGUAAUAACAUAGAAUAAAGCCUAGACAAUAUAAAAGUGAUGUAUACACCAUAUAGCAUUAAUUUAGCACAUACACAUGCUGGUAUAAUGCACUAAUAUUUUCAUCAUAAGUUUUGUUAGAAUUAAAUGUUAACUACACUAAUAUAAGUAUUUUAUCACCAGAAGUAUAAUAACUGCUGUAAUUGUUCUAUGUACAGUUAAACUUGUGUGUAAAAGCUACUGUUAGGAAAAUUAAAUGAAAAAGAAGUCUUUGUUGUCAGGUCGUCUCUUUUACACUGUUGUAGGCAGUCAAGUUCCCAGACUGUGUAAAUAUGUUUUUAUGCAUUAGAAAUUAAGGAUAAAUGCUACUUAUUGUUUAAAUUUGGGCUGUAUCUGUUAAACAUGCCAAGUUUUGAUGACUACGAAGGUACAUAAAGGUAAAUUAAAAUGAUUUUUAUAUACUUCCCUAAGUGUGACCUUGACUUUUGAGAGAGGAGUCUAGGGUUUGAGAUGGUGUGCCAGAUAAAAGUAAGAUUGCUCCAUAUCUGUCUGAGGCAUGACAUUGCAGAUUUUGUAACCAUUCUCUUUCUGAAAUCUCUGUCAUCUGGUGACAUCCUGCAUGACUGGACCAAUGCCAGUGUAUGCACCUUAUACAAGAAGGGCAACACCGGUACACCAGUGACUCGGCUAACUAUCAGCUUAUCUGUCUCACCUGUUUACUCUGUAAAACCCCUGGAACAUUGAUUCCUAUCUAUCCUCACAGUAUUCUGUACAUUCAACAUGACCCAAUAUCAAGCUUUAUUUAGAGAUAUCAGGAGAUAAAUAUAGAUAGUUCUUAAAUGACCUUUGACCCUUAAGUAUGACCUUGACCAUUUAUAUAGGUGCCUGGGUUUUGCAUAUGACACUCUGUCACAUUGUGGCAAACAUUUAAGCAGAAACAAAAUAAGAUUGCUCCAAGCAUGUCACAGUUACAUGGCAUGCAAGCUUGAUAAAAAUCUAGAUCAAGCAUCAGUUGUUACCAAGAUGUUGUGAAGUAUACUAAUUGUUACCAAGAUGUUGUGAAGUAUACCAAUUGUUACCGAGAUGUUAUAAAGUAUACAUGUUAAAUUCCUUUAGUGCAGGCUUCAUAGUUUGUUCUAAAACAGCAGUUAGGGAAUUUAAUGAUGACCCGAAAUGGGAAGAGAAUAUAGUGGCCUUAACAAGCAGGUAUCUUAGUAUUGGCUUUUGGUUAGGUAACAAUAUACGUAAGCAUUGACAAACCACACAAAGUAUAUUUACAUAUUUAAUCAUUUAUCUAAUGGUGCCAAGUUUUCAGAUCAUUCUCGGGAUUCAGUCUUGGUAUUGGUCAGUAUUAAAGUGGUGCUUAAAAACAACAGCUGUCAGGAUUGGUCUGAAAACGCGGGAUUUAGAACUUUAGGAGAUGGUAUGUUAAAGGUAAAUCUUACCUUAUUGACAAGGUCCAGCACAAAGUGGGGGAAAGUCCUUCACCUGUGUGAGAUGUUAAUGCAGUAAAAUGUGUGUUAUCACUGAUGAAGAACUAUUUUCGUGUUUUAUAAUUUAUAUUCAAUAUAUACAGUGUAACCAGACUGAACAUUUACUCCCGUUUAUUAUACAUAUCUCGCAGUUAGUGAAAAUAUUUGUGUAGCCAUGGAUAUUUAAUUCUUAGAAUGUAUGUUAUAAAUCAUAUAAAUCAGACUGUGAUUGUAAUUCCAGGGUAGUCAGUUUGUUUGUUUGUUUGUUUUUUGUUGUUUUUUUUGGUUGGGUUGAAAUAUUAAACAAACACAAUUUUAGGUCAUAUAGUGAUUUUUGGCCUUGCAUGGUGGAAGAAGACCCCCAUAGCAUUAUUUCAGGCCAGUUUGACAUCUUGGUUGAACCUCCAACCUUCCAUAAAUUGGAUGGCAGCUUCCUCACAUGAAAAAAUUAUACAGCCAAAGUUAAAUUUUGAGCUUACAGUGGUAACUGGCAGGUGAUUCAUUUACCGACCACUCAGCCACAAGAGUAGCGCCAAUCACUAUAUGCUUAUAUAGUGGCAUCACUCUUUUUCACUUUUUGAAGACCAAGAGAUAAUUAUACCUUGUAUGUGUAUCAUAUAUAAAACUGUGACAUUUAUUUUUACUUGUUCAUACAUCAUUUUGUUUAUUUUUCUAUCUUUUAAAGCUGUAUACACUUUCUUUUAUUAACCUGUGCAAUGUUUUUUUAUUAUGCACACACUUGCCUUCAUGCACAUGUAUGACUGUAAGUCACUAACUAUUAAAACUUUUAUACUAGUA